Molecule: messenger RNA, 1862 nt
Organism: Pocillopora meandrina
Lineage: Eukaryota; Metazoa; Cnidaria; Anthozoa; Scleractinia; Pocilloporidae
Source: the annotation of a GenBank genome assembly
CAGUGACAGUAGUCAAAGGCCUCGUGCACUUUUAAGAUUCGCGUGCGACUUUAAAACGCAGAAAGUCUUCCAGAACGUUUCAUCGGAGUGGUUUAGAAAUCAAGAGAAUUCUCCUAAAUAGUCCGUUCCGAAGCUUUGGCAAUCCUGACAGUGCGAUUAACAAGAUUCUAAUAUAACUGUAUUGAAGGUCAUCUCGAAAAUGCCUCGAUCAUUUCUUGUUAAACUGAAAAAGAGUAGUCCAAGCGGUUUUUGCUGGGAUGAAGGUGAGUCUAAAUUUUGCAAAGGUGAUUUCAAGCGCACUAAGAGGGAAUUUGAAUGCAGCGAUUUUUUUUCUCAGUUCUGAAGAGAUUUCCUUCCAAACCGAACCUUGAAACGUUUAGGUUUCUCUGAUUCAAAAUUGCCACACCUCAUUAAAUAUUCAUCACCAGGCAAAUAGAGACAGCAAAAUCUAAAACUGCUCUUUCGCUCCGAUUACUCAGCAGGUUGUGAUGUGCCGACGGCUCCGCCUAACGUUUGGGAACCAAUCCGCGUUGAAAUCGAGCCAGCACAGAUUUUUCAGCCGAUCAAGUUGGACCUCGCUACUCUCGACCCAGAAAUUUUAACUGAAAAAGGGCAGCUGAAACCCAAGGCAAGAUUUUUCAGUCCAUUCACUUUAAGUUCCUUUCAUCUUAAUGCUGAACAUCGUGGUAUCGGAGUUGGCAAGCCGUUGUACACAAAGGAUGAACCGUGCUCUUUCGACUCAAGAAACACAAGUCCUCUAAGCCUAGACGGUGCCCUUGUACCAUCGCCGACUCGAAGCGACGAUGGCUACCCAAGCGCGGGAAUCUUUAUUCCCGGAAGUGGUUUUCUAGGAAUAGAGAACACCAAACCUCCUUCUCUUCCUGCGGUCAGCUCUACCUCUAAUGCUGUUGGCCGAAAACGUCGUAAUGGCACUCCGAAGACCUUUACCUGCGAAGUUUGCGGCAAAGUUUUCAACGCACAUUACAAUUUGACCCGACACAUGCCAGUGCAUACCGGCGCCCGUCCAUUUAAGUGUAAAAUCUGCGGGAAGGGAUUCAGACAAGCGAGUACUUUAUGCCGCCAUAAGAUCAUCCACACAAAGGAGAAGCCACACAAGUGCAACAUCUGUGGCAAGGCAUUUAACAGAUCUUCCACGUUAAACACUCACAUCCGCAUCCACGCUGGUUACAAGCCGUUUGUGUGCGAUAUUUGCGGCAAGGGUUUUCAUCAAAAGGGCAAUUAUAAAAAUCACAGACUCACUCACACUGGGGAGAAGCCCUUCAAGUGCCACAUCUGCGGCAAGGCUUUCCAUCAAGUGUACAAUCUCACUUUCCACAUGCACACGCAUAAUGACAAGAAGCCAUUUACAUGCAAGGAAUGCGGCAAGGGAUUCUGCCGGAAUUUUGACCUUAAAAAACAUAUCCGCAAAUUACACGAGAACAAAGAGCAACGUGACAGAGUUGAACAAUAAACCACGCGUCCUCUGUUGUGUUGUUCAAAUCGCGAAGAAAAGAAGCGGGUACUUCAUAACGCGUGUAAUUCAUUGACUUGCGUUAUGUACAAAGUCUCAAAGAGUUUUAUUAAAAGACUGGAACACAGUGACUUUUAACAAUAAUAGACUGUAAACCAAGAUAGUUAAAGGCCAUGUGAAUGAUAACCGGUGUUAUGCAUAACGGCGCACACGUGGAAGAACAAUAGAAAGUUGUAAGCUUUAAGUGAGAAUAUGUACAUUAGUGAACAAUACCUGUGAAUAUAUAAAUAUGUUAAAAUAUUGGUUUAUAUACGAAUUCAAGGCAACAUCGCUAUAAAAACGUUAACCUAAUCGUGUGUAAAUAAUAUGAUACAAUCAAGUUUGACUAAGC